Sesamum indicum (sesame) is the source of this 1318-nucleotide messenger RNA. Its product is annotated as ubiquitin-conjugating enzyme E2 32. The record is from RefSeq and is a predicted model, not a curated record. NCBI's taxonomy places the organism in Eukaryota, Viridiplantae, Streptophyta, Magnoliopsida, Lamiales, Pedaliaceae.
CCCACACUCUCUCUCUCUCUCUCUUCUCUAUCCAAGUAAUAAUUUUAUGGGACAUUUCUGAUCGUCGUCCUAGGCGAGAAGAAUCAGGUGCCGUGCGAUCUACCGUAAGAGGAAACAAUGGCGCAAGAUAAGUACAAUCGGAAGAAUCCCGCCGUGAAGAGGAUUUUGCAGGAGUUGAAAGAGAUGCAAUCGAAUCCGUCCGACGAUUUCAUGAGCCUUCCCCUUGAGGAGAAUAUAUUUGAAUGGCAGUUUGCAAUUAGGGGGCCAAGAGACACGGAGUUCGAGGGAGGGAUAUAUCACGGACGAAUUCAGUUGCCUGCUGAAUAUCCUUUUAAACCACCUUCAUUUAUGUUGUUGACGCCCAAUGGUCGAUUUGAAACCCAAGCCAAGAUAUGCCUGAGCAUUUCUAAUCAUCACCCUGAGCACUGGCAACCAUCUUGGAGUGUUCGCACUGCUUUGGUAGCAUUAAUUGCAUUUAUGCCUACUAGCCCAAACGGCGCCUUGGGAUCCUUAGAUUACUCAAAAGAAGAGAGGAGAGCUUUUGCAAUUAAAUCUCGUGAAGCGGCUCCGACUUUUGGGUCUCCUGAACGCCAAAAGCUGAUUGAUGAGAUUCAUGACUACAUGCUCAGCAAAGCACCGCCGGUGCCUCAGGGCAACGAAACUGCUGAAGUACAGACUGAUAAUAGAGAAUGUCAGCACAGUCCCCAAAAUGAUGCCGAGGGAACUACAGAAGCAAUCUCACAUCCCGCUGAAGAUGAUGGAAUCAUUGAAGAACCAAAUGAAACCCCUGCAAAUAUAAAUGUUGCUGAGACAUCACAAUCUGUUCCUACCGCGCCCACAAAUGGACAGCAACUGUUGCAUAAGCCAGAACCAAGGGUUCCAAAACCAGCGGAUGAUCGUUUGUUCACAUGGGCUGCUUUUGGGCUUUCUGUUGCUAUAGUUGUUCUUUUGUUGAAGAAGUUCUUGAAAGCUAGUGGAUACGGUGCUGUCUUUAUGAAUGAGUCGUAAAUGUCAUAUAGUAUUUGUUGAGCAUGCAUUAGUUGAUGCGGGAAGUGACAGAGUGGGCUACCCUUUUCUGUUGCCCGGCAAAUAGGAGAAAAACCUGCAACUAAGCAGUUGCAACGCCUCAGUUGGGAGAUAUAUAAACAUAUACAUAUAUAUAUAUAUAUGUAUACAUGCAUCUUGUAUGUACAUCCUUUUUCAAUUAUUGUAUAGAUUAAAUAACGAUUACGUCAUAAAGUUCUGAACCUUGUAAAGAAGCUGAACUAUAUUGCCAGAAGGUAAUUUCUCUAUAGUUAAAUCAAAUUUAUUGUCUGCA